This is a messenger RNA of Marmota monax (woodchuck), 4561 nucleotides long. It is a transcript of the gene Rtl5, whose product is annotated as retrotransposon Gag like 5. The coding region runs from base 413 to 2371 and encodes 652 amino acids. The record is from RefSeq and is a predicted model, not a curated record. NCBI's taxonomy places the organism in Eukaryota, Metazoa, Chordata, Mammalia, Rodentia, Sciuridae. The transcript has 2 exons.
CUGCGCUUAAAAGGCAGGGAAUCGCUGUCCGCAAUAUUUUUCCUCGACAGAUCCUGCCGCAGUCUACUCCCUCCCGCACCACCCUCCUCCGCCCUCCCGGCAGUCGCCGCCGCCGCCGCCGCCGCCACGUCUCCCGUGUCCUCUGCCUGUGUUUCCUGGUCCUGCACCGCCGCUCCCGCUUGUUCUCUUCGACCCCGGCCUUGAGGUAACGCGUCCAGGGCCAAGCCGCUGGGCCCUCCGCCCCGAGCGCCUUCCCUCAGUGCUCGCCCCGGUGGGUGUGGCCCGGCCUGCCCUGUGCCCUACUACUGCACUUCGGUUUCUUCUCGCUCGCCGCCGCUACAUUUCGGCCUCCUCCCCUGGCCCCUAGCUCCCCGCCCCCACCUCCGGAGACCGAGCCCCUGAGCUAGUCAAGAUGUCCGAGGCGGCAGGAAAUCUCAAUAGCCUCCGCAUGGCGAAUGUGGCCCUGCGAGAAGAAUUAAAUGCCCUUCGCGGGGAGAAUGCCAAUUUGGGCCUUCAGCUGGGAAGAGCCCUGGCCGAGGUUAAUUCCUUGCGGGGCAAUGUCUCCAGCUACGUCCGCUGGCCAGUGCCCAUAGUACCCCUUAUUGCCGAGGAGAACUUUGACUUCCCGCUCAAUGAGAUCGACGCCGUUCCCGAGGGAGAGGUGCCCUUCUUGUGUUGGCCUCCCCCACGCACAGAUCCCGAGUAUGUCUCGGAUGAUCUUUUGAUUAACGUGAUCCAGGACUACAGCAACCCCGACGGGGUCAGUGAUCCUCCUCUGCCGCCCAGCCCACCCCCGCCAGAGCAGCCCUCACCCCCAGCGUCAAAGGAGCCGCCCCCGCAGCCGCAGCCGCAGCCGCAGCCCCAGCCCCAGCCCCAGCCGCAGCCGCAGCCCCUUCUGCCACCAUUGGAGAGGCCUAACAUACGGCUCUUUUCUGGCGAUCCAGUCUACCUGGCUGAAUUCCUGAUGCAGCUAGAGACCUUCAUAGCUGACCAUGAGGAUCAUUUCCCUGGGGGUGCUGAGCGGGUGGCCUUUCUGAUCUCCUUUUUCACUGGUGAAGCGAGGGACUGGGCCAUCUCUGUCACCCAGGAAGGAAGCUCCCUGCAUGCCAACUUCCCGCGCUUCCUGGAUGAAAUCCGUAAGGAAUUCCGUGGCCCCAUACCCCCACGAGUGGCUAAAAAGGCCAUACGCAAGCUCAAGCAGGGAGACUGUACCCUGGGCAGCUAUGCAGAUGCUUUUCAGUUCCUGGCCCAAUUCUUGUCUUGGGAUGACUGCCGCCUCCAAAAUCAGUUCCUCAAAGGCCUGUCGGAAUAUUUCCGAAAGGAGCUCUUAUGGUCAACUGAAAUGGCCGACCUGGAUGAGCUGAUUCUUGAGUGUGUGGAGAUAGAAAGAAAAGUGCGUAUCCCCAAGCCAAUCAAGCUCCCUGGGGUGCGCAAUGUCGUCCCUCCUUUUGCUCCCACCCCUGAUGAGGAAGAUAUUAUUGAUGAACAGCGCUACCAUGAGGAUGAUGAAGAUGGGAUAUGCAGGCACAGCUCUUCCCUGAAGGACCAGGACAUAAGGGCUUUCGGGCAAGAGGUGAUAGAGGAGGAGGAGGAGGAGGAGAAGAUGAGGGAGGAGGAAAAGAUGAGGGAAGAGGAGAAGAUGAGGGAGGAGGAGAAGAUGAGGAAGGAAGAGGAAGAAAUGAAAAAGGAGAAAGAGAAUGAGGAAGAGGAAGAGGAGGAUGACGACGAUGAUGAUGAUGAAGAUGAUGAGGAUGAUGAGGAGGAUGAGGAUGAAAAUGAGGAGGGUGAGGAAGAUGAGGAUGAGAAGGAAGAGGAGGAGGAAGAGGAGAUGAAACAGAAAGAGGAGGAGGAGAUGAAGAAGAAUGAGGAUGACAAUGAGAAUAAGGAUGAGGAAGAAGAUGAAAUUGAGGUGGGGAGCCAGGAACCAGAGCAGGAGCCAGAACAGGAGCAAGAGAGGGUGCCAUUGUUUGAGGAGAUGUUUGGUGAGAUGGGCCAUGAGCACCACCAUCACCACCACAUCCACCACCACCAUAAUGGGAUCCAUGUGAUAGAAGAACUGAUGGAGAUGGAGGAGCCUGUUCUUGUUGACACUUCAACCCAGACGAUUAGCACAACCAUUGGCUACCAUGCUGAGAAUUUCCUGGGUGCAUCACCUCCCAUAAUACAGCCCAGCAGACGGAGGAACCAGAAUCGAGUCCCACUUCUGGAGGGCCUUCCAGGUACCAAUUCACCAUUCUACAGCUCCCCACCACUGAUUCGCCGUGCCGGUCGCUUGGGGCAACGCCAAAUUCGAAGACGUCCCCCGGUGCUAUUCCGCCUUACUCCAAGACAGGGGGGCCACCGAGCUGCUCGUGGCCGAAUUCGCGUGUGAGUGAUGGGGCAAACUGGCCACCUGGAACACACCCUUCUACUGCGUCCCCUGCCCCUGCUAUUGCUGCCACACUUGCCCCAUGUACUGACCAGUCGUUAAGGGAGUUCCAGACCUGCCCAACCUGAAGAAGACCUGCAGAGUUCUAGACUGUCUUGCAACCAUGAUCAGAGAGUGACAUGUGCUCAGCCAAGGCCACCUGGGAAAGGAUAGGAUAGCAAAAGCUGUCCUCUUGGCAUAUACUCUGCUCAGUCCUGCCACAAGCUAGAGAGCAGGUUUCUGGGCCUGUUCUCGUGAAUGAACUGGUCACCCUUUUGUAUUCCCCUCUAGUUGUGCCCAGCCUCUCCUGCGUUUAUUCACCCUGUGUUCUACAGUUUUAUCCUCCAACUGGCUCACCAGAACUUCACCCAAUGCCUCAUUGAUCUGCCCCAAUGAUUGAAAGGACAAGCUACAUUGAACUCCUAAAGCCACUGAGGCCACUUACUAAAUAUAAUGGACAGCGAGCAGGACGACACCGGGAAAUGUGCCUAGAAGGCUAUGCUUGUUUUGUGCUACACCUCCAGCAGAAGGGCCUGGAAGAGGACCUACAUGUAGCCCAGUGAGAGUGUGCAAAGCCACAUGUAAAACUGACAAUUUGAGAUUUGUUUGUCCUUAACUGACUGUGGCAAGCUGCCUCCACUUCCAGCACUUGAAUUCAUCUUUCUUCAGACUCCUAUAUUAGGGCCCUUGGAACGGCUUGGCCAAAUCUGGGGCCUUCUCCUCUUACUACACUGUCCUCCUGGACAUCCCCAGAAUACAGCUUGACAUGGCAGGCCCCACCCCUUUCCUUGAUGGUGCCUAAAGGGGCAUUUGGGGUGGUGGAAUAGGAGGAGGAAGAGGGAGAAACCACAUGACUGCUUCAAAUCCUACAGAGUAAAUUUCCUUAGGGAAGAGGGUCUCCUUCCCCAGCCAAAGGUCUCUGCCAGCAACAUUCUGUCCUAGAGGCACCCCACUAACCUUCCCUUCCAAGAUAAACGGCCUGCUCCUUAACUCCCUCCAACUCUUAAGGAGGAGAGUUGGAAGGUUGCCUCUACAGAGAUUGUACCCACUGCAGCCUUGCAUCUUGGACACCUGCUUGGCUCUCACAUGGGGGUGAGUCUCUGGGCUGUUGCUGUACUUUGACUGGACAGUAAGGCUGAUGGUGGUGCUGCCUCUUAGGCAUUCCUGGGACUCCUCAGUACAAACCCAGACAGGUGCCCUUAUAGAGAGACCUGCUGUUUGCCUUGGGUCCAGAAAACACUGCUUCUGCAGUGAAAAAUACACAUUUACUAUGUCAGCUCUGGCCAUGAAAUGCCAGCCAAAUCCACUCCUUGCCUGAACUGCCCCUGGACACUGAACUCUCUGCACAGUGCCUGGCAGCUGGGCAAGUGCAGCCAAAGUGUCUGUGGCCAGAGGGAAGAAAACAGUGAAUGAAGUGUCUGUUCCACACCAGAGUCUGACAGAUAACCUCAGCCCAGCCUUGGGAUUUGGGGCCUAGAGGCCAGAGGAAGGAGCUGGAGGAAGAGGAGUCACAGAGAUCCAGUCCUCAGACUGGUUUCGGGUGAGAUCUCUAUUCAUCAGUGGGAGCUUAUUUCCUCGGGAGAGAGUUCCAGAAGGGGAACAGCUAUUCAUCGAGGCUGUGGAUCCUGUUUGCUGAUGUCAACAUGCUGGCCCUGCUGCCUAUGAACUUGUGGAGAAGUGCAAAGGACAGGUGCCUUGCACCCCCACUUCCAGGGACCCCUCAGCACAGGCCCUGCCUGUUCCCAUGGUGCUCACCCUGAACCCUUGCAGCCUCAGCCAGGGAGAGAGUGGAUGAGCAGUGAGCUGGUUUCCGGGCCUCUAGGGGCAGAGGGGGCUUGGGCUUCCCUUUGACCCUCUCCCCGCUUUCCCAGAUCUUCAAUAUUUGUUGUGAUGUGACAGCCACAAGAGCUGUAAGAGGAACUAUGAGCUUUGGGUUUUUCCUUGGGUUGAAAGAGGGGUGGGGGGUGGGUGGGAAAUGCAUGCAGGGGUAUGAAGGCAGCCCAAGGAUUCCCAGAGGCUCGGGAGGAAACCCCCUUGAAAUAAAUGUGUUAUUGUUAUUAUUGUGUUAUUGUUGCACUACUGUGUUGUGAAGAUAAGAAAUUGCUCUGUACGCUAAAGCUUCUCUCCUCAAUAAAAAUAUAAAGGGUGUGUAAA